Molecule: messenger RNA, 375 nt
Organism: Capsella rubella
Lineage: Eukaryota; Viridiplantae; Streptophyta; Magnoliopsida; Brassicales; Brassicaceae
Product: WAT1-related protein At3g28050
Exons: 4
Coding region: 1-360 (119 amino acids)
Cellular component (GO): plasma membrane
Molecular function (GO): transmembrane transporter activity
Source: RefSeq, a predicted model, not a curated record
AUGCGAUACGGUGGAUACGAUAUGAUGGAUACGAUACGGUGGAUACGAUACGGUGGAUACGAUACGGUGGAUGCGAUACACUUCGGCGUGAGCUUUUGGACUGCGUUAGUUACAUUGUUCACAGAAGGGAGUGACUUGGGUGUAUGGAAGAUAAAACCAAAUAUAGCUUUAGUGUCAAUCGUUUGCUCGGGAUUGUUUGGAUCUUGCAUAAACAAUACUAUUCAUACUUGGGCAUUGCGGAUCAAGGGGCCUUUAUUCGUUGCAAUGUUCAAGCCAUUGUCGAUUGCGAUAGCUGUUGCAAUGGGCGUUAUAUUUCUCCGCGAUUCUCUCUAUAUCGGCAGCUUGAUCGGGCAACGGUAAUAACAAUGGGGUUUU